Dermatophagoides pteronyssinus (European house dust mite) is the source of this 769-nucleotide messenger RNA. Its product is annotated as oligoribonuclease. Gene Ontology annotation, molecular function: nucleic acid binding; 3'-5'-RNA exonuclease activity. The record is from RefSeq and is a predicted model, not a curated record. Lineage: Eukaryota; Metazoa; Arthropoda; Arachnida; Sarcoptiformes; Pyroglyphidae. Gene Ontology annotation, cellular component: mitochondrion.
UAACGUUCAUUCGUAAAUGUUGUUACUUGAUGUUGUUGAAUUUUGCACAUGCUUUCAGUUUUGUUCGAAAAAAAAAAUUUCAUCUCGAAUUUCAUCUUCGAUGAAAGUUUUUGAAUGAAUUCAUUGUUUAAAUUAACAAAUUGGCUUUCGGUUAGCCAUUAUCAGAUAAGAAAAUUUGCUAAAAAAAAUAUGACUGAAAAAUUGAUUUGGGUUGAUUGUGAAAUGACCGGUUUAAAUGUUGAUCAUGAUCAAUUGCUUGAAAUAGCUUUAGUAAUUACUGAUGGUAAUUUUAAUAAGCUAGAUCAACUUGAUCCUAUUCAUAUUAAUGCUUCCAAACAGACACUAGAAUCAAUGAAUGAUUGGUGUCAAAAACAAUUUCGUAAUAAUGGUCUUUAUGAAGAAUGUUUACGAUCAAAUAUUCGUAUCGAAGAUGCUGAUUCGAUGUUGGAUGAAUUUAUGAAUAAAAAUAAAAUAAAACAAGGAAUUUUAGCUGGUAAUUCAAUAGCUGGUGAUCGACAAUUUCUUAAUAAAUAUUGUCCAAAAUUUGUUUCAUAUCUACAUUAUCGAAUGGUUGAUGUUUCAUCGAUAAAAGUUCUGGUUGAUAUGUGGUAUAAAGAUCGUCAAUUUUGGAAUGUAAGCACACCACAUCGUGCACUUGGUGAUAUUAAUAAAAGUAUCGAAGAACUUAAAUAUUAUAAAGAAAAAUAUUUUUUGAAAUUUUAAUCUAUUGCAACGAAAUAAUUAUUAAAAAAACACUUUAGAUUCCACA